GUGCGCGCGUGCGCGUCCUGGCAGCCAUCUUAGCCGCGCGCUAUCCCCCGCGUCUGAGAUUUUGAUGGCAUUCCCAUGAAUAGCUUCAUUUUCUGCAGAGAGAUGACUAAUGAACGAUGCAUCAUGACAGAUGAAUAAUGCCUGCUGGUUAAAGAUUGACAAGAUGAGGCAAGACUCGCAUUACUACUUAAUCAAGAGGAAUUGAGGUUGACCUAUCCAUAAAUUCAAACCCUGUCUUGAAGAGACUUUGGGAACAAGAUGAUCAGGCAGAUUUUACCAACAGACUCACAGGAUGCCAGCCAUUUAUCUUUCUCUUGGUGAUCAUUCUCAAGACAUUUUCUGUCUUCAUGAGGCAAAAUCUGUUGAGGAAAGGAUGGUGGCUGGGUGGUCAACAAAUUAUUCUCAGGACUCAGUGACCUUUGAGGAUGUGGCUGUGCACUUCACCCAGGAGGAGUGGACUUUGUUGGAUCAAACUCAGAGGAACUUAUACAAAGAUGUGAUGCUGGAGAACUACAGGAAUCUAGUUGCAGUAGCAGGGCACCAGCUGUGCAGACCUGGUCUGAUUUUUCAGGUGGAACAAGGACAAGAGCUCAGGACAAUGGAGAAAGCUCUCCAAGAUUGGGAGAUUUGUAUUAAUACCAAAUGGUCAGCACCUCAGCAGAAUUUUUUGCAGGGGAAAACAUCCAAUGUGGUGGAAAUGGAGAGAAACCACGUUGGAGAGGAACUGUUUAACCAAUGUGAAAAAGCUUUGGGUGAACACGCAUGCCUUAAGACUGACAGGAACACUUACUUUAGAAAGAAAACUUGGUAUCAGCUCUGCAAACACAGUCUGAUCUCCAAGGUGGAUUACAGAGAGCUGAGGACAGAGGAAAGAGGAAUUCUCCAAGGUGCUUGUACAGACUGGGAAACUCAACUGAAAUUAAAAGAUGCAACUCCUAUGCAGGAUGUUCCUGGGGAAAAAACAUCCAACAGCAUAAAAAUGGCACGAACUCAACCUGGUGAGAAACCCCUGGAAUGUAAUAAUUCUGAGAAAUUCAGAAAGAACUCUCAGCUUUUUUGUACAAGAUAUUGCAAGGGAGAGACAUUCCAUAAAUACACAGAAUAUGGCAAAGUCUUUGGACAUCUCUCAAGUCUUAGUAGUCAUGUAAGUACUCAAAAUGAGGAGAAAAGUCUUGGAUUUAAUGAUUGUGGAAAAGCUUACAAUCAACAGUCAUCCCUUAGGAAACACUUAAGAAAGCUUACAGGAGACAAGGCUCAUGAGUGUGAUGAAUGUGGUAUGUCCUUCAGCCUACACUCAUCCUUUUCAGUAAAUGAGCAAAUACCUACUGGAGAGAAACUCAAUGAAUGCAGUGAUGAUGGAAAAAGGUCCUCCCUUAGUGUCUACAGAGAAAUACAUACCAAGAAGGAGAGCUUGGAACGUAAUGAACAUAGAAAAGCUUUCACUGACCUUUUGACCCUUCAGAAAUGUGUCAGAACUCACACUGGAGAGAAACCCUAUGAAUGUAGUGACUGUGGAAAAGCCUUCAUUUUUCAAUCUUCCAUUAAGAAACACAUGAGAUCUCACACUGGAGAGAAACCUUAUGAGUGUAAUCAUUGUGGAAAAUCCUUUAGUCAGAGCUCUCAUCUUAAUGUACACAAAAGAACUCACACUGGAGAAAAACCCUAUGACUGUAAGGUAUGUGGGAAGGCUUUCACCGUUCCUUCCUCCCUUCAGAAACAUGUGAGGACCCACACUGGAGAGAAACCCUAUGAAUGCAGUGACUGCGGAAAAGCCUUUAUUGAUCAGUCUUCCCUUAAGAAACACACACGCUCUCACACAGGAGAGAAACCUUACGAGUGUAAUCAGUGUGGAAAAUCAUUCAGCACGGGAUCUUAUCUUAUUGUACACAAGAGAACUCACACUGGAGAAAAAACCUAUAAGUGUGAAGAAUGUGGGAAGGCCUUUAGGAAUUCCUCUUGUCUGAAAGUACACAUGAGAACUCACACUGGAGAGAAACCUUAUAAAUGUAUUCAGUGUGAAAAAGCGUUUACCAGAAGCACUAACCUCAUAAUGCACAAGCGAAUACAUAUUGGGCAAAAACCCUAUGAAUGAAAUGACUAUGGGGAAAGUGUGUUGUCCUCAUGCCUCCUUCCUCAUUUUAGAACUCACACUGGAGAGAGAGCCCGUUGUGCCCAAUGUGGAAAAAGCCUUCUAGCACAACCCUUGACAUAUAAAUGUUAUGGUUCUGUGACUUUAUACCAGAAGGUGUUUCAUCCAUAAAAGUACCCUAACUUAUUAAUUUAUAAGUAUUAAAGAUUAUAUAUCACUAAAUUCUGCUUGACUUACAUCACAAAAGUUUUGAUAUGUAGUAGUAUUAUAAUUAAGUACUAAAUAUUGUCUAAUUCACAUCAAGAUGUGUUGGACCCACAAGUUAUCAUUUAGUUUACCUGCAUCAUGGAUAGAAUCCAUGGUCUUCAUGAUAUAGAUUCAAACAGAAAGUUGUUGGAGACUUGCUGUGUGGCACGCUGUGGCAGACAGAACUAAUUGUUGUUUCAACGUCCAUUCCUCCUUUCUUCCUUAAAGUAACAGACUUAGAGUUUUGUUCAAGUUGGCACUAUGGGCAGUUUUUUGUUUUUUUUUUUUUCUUUUUGGACAGUUUUUUUAAGCACACAUCUUCCAGCUUUCCUUGUAGCUCUGAGUGACCAGAUUUGUCCACAGUCCUGGCCAUGAGGAGUAGGCAGAGGUUACCAGAUGCAGCUUCUAAAGAAGCUCAUGGAAAUGGGAACAUUUCUUCUGGUAUUUUCUCUUCACUGUUUUGCCCUUUGAUCACUUCUUUCCUAGAAAAUACCUACACCAAGAGAAUGACAGUUAUAGGAUACUAAUGAUACAACAGGGGAGACACAAUGUUAUGUGGCUAUACCAACCCUGGACUGCUUAUUCGUGUUACAUGAGAAAAAUAAACUCCUAACUCAUUUAAACCACUCUUGUGAGAAGCUUCUCUUAUAACUAGUGCUAACUAUGAUAGCAAAUAUAUGGUCAAGUUUUAUGAAUCUUUCAAGUAUUGUUGAAAACAUUGUGUUUUCUAAUUGUUGGAUACAACGGGCUUUUUGGUGUAUCCAUUGGAUACAGCUUGUGUUUUUAAAAUCUGUACAUUUACAAACUUUAUCUCCUGAUCUGUCAUUUAUUGAGAAAGGUAUGUUAAAAUGCCACACUAUAACUGUGGGCUGUCAAAUUAUUUUUUUUUAAUUCUCUUAUUUUGAGGCAGUACAAUUGGAUGCAUAUAAGUGUACUCAUUUUAUAUGUUUCUAAUAAACUGUCCUUUUAUUCUUA
Molecule: messenger RNA, 3310 nt
Organism: Lemur catta (Ring-tailed lemur)
Lineage: Eukaryota; Metazoa; Chordata; Mammalia; Primates; Lemuridae
Product: zinc finger protein 177
Exons: 10
Coding region: 293-2092 (599 amino acids)
Biological process (GO): negative regulation of transcription by RNA polymerase II
Molecular function (GO): DNA-binding transcription repressor activity, RNA polymerase II-specific
Source: RefSeq, a predicted model, not a curated record